AUGCAAGUCCUCACAACAUCUUGCAAGCUGUCACUGGCCGUUGUGGUCGCGGUGUUUCUCCUGGGCUCGUGGGCGGCCGCCGCCCCCGGCCUGAGGAGGGUCGUCUCCAGCAGCUCCGACGAGCCGUGCAACGAGAUGACGCUCUACUACCACAACAUUUUCUACAACGGCGUCAACAACACGCAGAACGCGACGUCGGCGGCGGCCACCAAGCCCACGGCGCUGGGCACGACCCACUGGAAGAAUGGCACCUACUUCGGCACGCUCGUGGUGUUCGACGACCCCAUGACAGUGGGGAAGGUGCUACCCGUGGCGGGGGAGGAGCCUGCGGCGCGCGCCCAGGGCUUCUACUUCUACGACAAACAGGAGUCAUACACCUCCUGGUUUGGCUUCUCCAUCGUCUUCAACUCCACGGCGCACAAGGGCACCCUCAACCUCGUCGGUGCGGACCUCAAGGAUGACAAGACGCGGGACCUCUCUGUCGUCGGCGGCACCGGCAACUUCUUCAUGGCGCGCGGCAUCGCCACGCUCCGCCUCGAUGCCUCCGAGGGAACCGUCUAUUUCCGUCUACAGAUGGACAUCAAGCUCUACGAGUGCUACGUAUGA
Messenger RNA from Triticum dicoccoides, 606 nucleotides. RefSeq names its product dirigent protein 5-like. The transcript has a single exon. The record is from RefSeq and is a predicted model, not a curated record. NCBI's taxonomy places the organism in Eukaryota, Viridiplantae, Streptophyta, Magnoliopsida, Poales, Poaceae. Bases 1 to 606 code for a protein of 201 amino acids.